Molecule: messenger RNA, 1211 nt
Organism: Pleuronectes platessa (European plaice)
Lineage: Eukaryota; Metazoa; Chordata; Actinopteri; Pleuronectiformes; Pleuronectidae
Exons: 3
Coding region: 84-1211 (375 amino acids)
Source: RefSeq, a predicted model, not a curated record
UGCUCGCAUGCAACCGCUUCAGAGGUUCCCAUACAGGGGAAAGAAUUUGUGAAGAAUUUGAGCAAAUAUGUGAAGAAUAUCAAAUGAAGAAAAAGGUCGACCACAUCAUCUGUGACAACGCUGCAAACAUGAAAAAGGCGUUCAGUACAUGUUUUCCUGGACAGGAAGAUGAAGAUGACGACCAUGAUGAUUUCAACAUUUGGAACAACCUGACAGUGGAAGAGCAGGAGAGGUUUGAGAAUGUAUUGAGUGCAAAGUCCCAGACAAGACUUCAAUGUUUUGCACAUACCCUUCAAUUGACUAUAGGUGAUGGCCUUAAAGACACUAAAAUAAUCAGUGCAGCUCUCUCCAAAGCUUCAAGGUUGAGCUCUUUGCUCCACACGAGCACCACUUUCAAAGACAAAUUUGAGAUGGAGUUUGGACAGCGUGGAAUCCCUGCCUCUGUAACCACACGCUGGAAUUCCACACUUAGGCAACUGAAAUCAGUGCUUAACUGUGACCAACUGAAACUGUCUGCAGUUCUUGAAGAUGCGGGACACAAAGAGACAGUAUUCACAGCUAGAGAGUGGAGUCAGAUAAGGGAACUGGUGGAUGUUCUUCAACCCUUUGGAGAAGCCACGGAUCUCACACAAGGAGAAAAAAUUGUCACUAUAAGUGCUGUGGUACCCUGCAUCCUUUCUCUUAAUCAUCACUUGGAAAAUCAAAAAGAGAGAGUGCACUACAUGGGUGGUUUGAUCCGUAGCCUGCAAGAAUCACUCCAAAGAAGAUUCAGAGGGAUCUUUGUACAUGUGAGGAUGGCAGAUGACCAGAGUGAUGGAGCAACCUUGCCGUUCUCUGACCCUCUAUACCUAAAAGCUGCUUUGCUGGAUCCUUCAUUCGGCACCAUGUGGUUGGCCCAUGAUGUUUUGGCCCCUGAAAACGUCAAGGAGGAUGUGUCUGUGAUGAUAAAAAGCUUGAUUCUCAGAGAUGCUGGCAUGACCAUGACCACGACCAGUCCAAUCACCGAUGAGCCACUUACACCGUCAGAGCCAGAGCGUCAGACUGGGCUGUUCUCAGCAUACCGCAAAAAUAUGAAGAUGAGUUCAAAUUCCACUCCCCAAAUUCAGUUGAACCACUACCUCGACAUUUGUGAUGGACAGAGCUGCCUUCAGUUUUGGGCCAUGAACAGGCGCACCCUCCCCUCUUUGUUCAAGGUGGCGCGAGCCACCUAG